Schistocerca nitens (vagrant locust) is the source of this 645-nucleotide messenger RNA. RefSeq lists its product as uncharacterized. The record is from RefSeq and is a predicted model, not a curated record. Gene Ontology annotation, molecular function: nucleic acid binding. NCBI's taxonomy places the organism in Eukaryota, Metazoa, Arthropoda, Insecta, Orthoptera, Acrididae. The coding region runs from base 1 to 645 and encodes 214 amino acids. The transcript has 4 exons.
AUGAAGGGUAGCUCUCAAAUUUUAAGAAAAAUCUGUGGAGAUUGUGCCAGCGUGGACAGUUCCCUUAGUAUUGCAUGGACUGGUGAAGUAAAACUACUUCUGAAUGGCUACGACACACCCAACAUAUUAAACACAGACGAAAAGUGUUAUGGAGGAAAAUUGAGCAAAGACGGAAUAACUGUCCUUAUAGCUUGUAACAUCUGUGGAUCUCAAGCACUGAAACCACUGAUAGUAGUGAAAUCUGCGAGGCCACGUUGUUUCAAAGGGGAGAAAACGGCUUCUCACAACUUAUCACUGAAACAAAAGAUCAUUGAUGACGACAGGACACAGAACACAUACAGACAGACAUGUGUAAUACAAAUCACUUCACUGGUGCUGGAUAGAACUGAAAAAUGCGAGAAGGAAAACGUGAUAGUUUUGACCGUUAUAACCAUGAUUGAUAAGGGCUGGAAAAAUGUCAACCCUGUUACUCUGGAUUCUGGUCAUGUUGAUGAUGACAUCGGUAUCCAUGGUGUUCUAACAUAUGCUGAACUGUUGGCUUGUCACGAUGAAGACGAGGAAGAUAACGAAGAACGAUGGUCACAUUUACCAACGCAAAGUUACCUGUCCAUACUCUAUGCUCCUAAGCCGUCAGAACGGAAAUGA